Liolophura sinensis is the source of this 699-nucleotide messenger RNA. Its product is annotated as DNA-directed RNA polymerase II subunit RPB11-a-like. The record is from RefSeq and is a predicted model, not a curated record. The transcript has 4 exons. Lineage: Eukaryota; Metazoa; Mollusca; Polyplacophora; Chitonida; Chitonidae. Gene Ontology annotation, molecular function: protein dimerization activity; DNA binding. Gene Ontology annotation, cellular component: RNA polymerase II, core complex. Gene Ontology annotation, biological process: transcription by RNA polymerase II. Bases 83 to 433 code for a protein of 116 amino acids.
UAACAAAAUUAAUGUGUCGAAAAAGAAAGCAAGUAUUAAAUUAAUCAGUAAAUGCUAGUAAGGACAACGAAACACCUAAGCAAUGAAUGCGCCGCCUACGUUUGAGAGUUUUCUUCUAUUUGAGGGCGAAAAUAAAAUAACAAUUGAGAAGGAUACAAAAGUACCAAAUGCAGCUUUAUUUACUGUGAAUAAAGAAGAUCACACCUUGGGCAAUAUGAUUACAACGCAGCUACUGAAAGACCCCCAAGUGGUGUUCGCUGGCUAUAAGAACCCCCACCCGUUGGAGCACAAGUUUGUGGUGAGAAUACAGACUACAUCAGACUACAAUCCUAAGGAUGCCAUGACAAAUGCCAUCACAGAUCUGAUCAGCGAAGUUUCACUGCUGGAGGAGAGGUUCAAGGAGGCUGUGAAGGAGAAGCAGGAAGGAGAAUGAUGGGUUUGUGUGAGCGGAAUAAUGCCGAGAAACCAACAGUGGUUACGAACACUUCAUUCCAUACCAGGAAUGUUCCAACGUGAAGGAUCUUCUACGGAAUUUCACAGAUUGAAUUUGUGUCAUUAUCAGACCAACAUGAGGGCCAUGCUCGUGGCAUUAAACAGACAGCUGGGUCAUGUGAUCCACCUGUUGUGGACAGGCUUUGGCUUGUGAGAAAUUGGUGGACAUUUAUUCAAAUUCGAAAAUGAAGUACCCCUAGCAUAAUU